CAUUGUCAGAAUACAAGUGCUUUAUGGUGAUAAUAUGUCAAAACCAAACAUAAGGAAGAUAACGGCUGACCCUACGAAAUGUAAUACAGACUCUUCACGACGGCCGAGUGUGUUUGAGAGGUUGGGCACCAAACCAGCAAUCACCGUCGCUGCCGCCACUCAGAAUACAUCGGAUUACUGCAGAAAUUGGGCCCUCAACGGCAGUUGUUCCUACGGAAAAAGUUGCAAAUACGCAAACACACAUACAUUGAUAAGCCCAUCCAAGCGUGCUAAGAAAGAUAAUGCGAUCGCAGGCACAUCUGGGCUUGAGGAUCCUUUCAAACGGCUCACAUCAAAGAUCGUGAAAAAGGCGUCCAACAGCCCAGACUUAAAUAUAGAAGAGUGGAAUCAGACAGAUUUGGAGUACGAAGACGAGAAGGUAUUGGAGAGACGGCGGCAGCUAUUACAACGGGAACUGGAAUUACAAAUGAAGAAAGAUAAAGAGGUACAUGGCAAGGAUAAAGUAAGACAGAAGAAGAAAGCAAUGAGCUCUUCCUCUAGUUCACACACAUCCAGCACAUCUAGUAGUAGUAGCAGCUCCAGUAGCGAAGACACGUCUUCUACAUCUACGUCCGAUUCACACAAAAAAAUCAAAAAGAUUAAGACCAAGAGACACAAUAGUAUUUCCGCCGAUUAUAGCGAGGAUAAAGAAAGAAAGAGAAAAUUGAAACUCAAGAGACUAGGAACGAGAAACGAUAAAGCCAUAAAAAAAAAACGCAAACUCGAGAACAGUAACACGAAGAAAGAUCUGACGAGAUCAGUCAAGAAGUAUGGCUCGUCGUCUGUAUCCAGAAAGCAUUCCGGUUCGUUGCGUGCUAGGUCACCUACCAUACAACAGGGAUCUACGAGUGGAGUCACAUCUGCGGCAGCCACAACGCUGGGCUCGCAAGUUUCUGUGGCGCAUCACGCUUCAUCCUCUAACAAAAUCCGGGAGAGAAAUAGGAGCGAUUCACCGAAAGCGGUAAAAAGUAAUCGGGAAAUUGAUAAGGAGGACAGUAGACAUUACAAAAAGGUGCGUGACAUGGACGAGUGUCUAUCCAAGGACCCUGUCAAGUGUAAGUCAUCAUUCGAUAAAAUUAAGGAACAACAGGAAAAAGAAAAGAGUCGUGCCAUUGACGAAAAGACUAAAUCAGACGAUCGAUUGAGAGCGAAGUGCAAGGACAAAGACGUGCGUUCGCGUACCCCGCCGCCGCCGUCGUCAUCAGAGCGGUCAUCCAAGUAUCAGCACGUCAAGGAGAAUGCGUCAUCAAAGACACAACGUAGCCGGACGCCAUCAAGGACGAGACGCGAUCUCACCCCAGUGAAGAAUUCGGAGAAGCAAGGCAACUCGUCGUCGAGUCGCGUGAGAGACGUAGAGAAAAAGGAUCGCGAUUCGCACAAAAGGGAUAAAAGCAAAGAACGAGAUGACACGAGAAAGAACGAACCAACAUCUUCGGUCAAAGCAAAACAAACAGUUUCUACGAGUCAGGACGAGAGUUAUCGAAGGAAUAAUACGAGCAAAGACAAUUUCGAUGAGAAGACGUACAGCGGUGACAAGGUGCGACAGAAGAGCCGCGAGCGUCAACGCGAGAAAGAGACGAGAGAUGAACGCUCUUCAAGACAGACUCGCGAUCAGCGGCAAGAGCCUCAGCGUGACAAGGACAAAGACGAAUCUCAGGAACGUUGUCGUAACGAAAGGCAGCGCGAACGAGAUCGCGAUCGGGAACGAGAUCGAGAGAGAGAACGUGACAGAGAGAGGGAUAGGGAUCGCGAACGAGAACGGGAGCGCGAUCGCGAGCGGGAAAGAGAUCGAGAGAUACGCGAGCGAGAUCGCGACCGGGACCGAGAAAGAGAGAAACCCAUGAAGUCGCGAGAAAGGGAUGUGCCCGCGGUGAUUUCGCCUGCAGCGUUGAGUCUGUCAGCUGAUAAGGGUUCACGUUAUGGCAGCAGAAUCAAGGAACGACCUUUAGGCAAAGAUGUGUCGUUUGAAAAGAGCGGCGGCACUCGUGAGCGGAGCAGAAGCGAGCGCGAACGGGAACGAUCCGAGACAAAGGCUCUCGCUGAGCGGGAACGGAAUUCUACGCAAUCACGUCUGGAGGGAAGAUAUGAAAGAAGCGGCGUUGUCGAAAAGGAAGUGUCGUUGAGUCGUGGCAAAUCGCCCCGAGAUCGCAUGGAUCGUUUUCGGGAGACGUCUUUAGAUCGUGCGUCCUUGCACGAUAAAGGUGGACAUGUCGCGACAUCAUCGAAUGCUCAAUCAGUAGCAACGUUACCGUCCGUGCCUCCAGCCUCAUCUUCGUCCGUGGCUGUGACACCCGGUCUAUCAUCUCGCGAUCAUCUGAUGGAUAUGGUGGAUGGUCAUUACGAUAGGGACAGACACAGAAGGUUCGGCGUGAGAUAUGAUCGGAGUCACACAUCGGAACAUAGCAGCAGAAAGGACCAGGCGCGAAUCGAAUCGAGUCGCGUUCCGAAUAAGAUUGAUCGAAUAGUAGAUCGUCGGGACACGAGCAGUCCGCGACGCGCCGUGGAAGUGGACAGAAAUUUUGGUAGGAACUAUGGCAGAGUGCCAGAGCACUGGGACGAACAAGAGGAAUCAGCUCCACACGUCGAGUAUCGUGAUCACGUUCACAUUCAUGAGGAUGACAGGAGAAAGACUAUCGAGGGCAGAAGGUACAAUAGUCCCUUUGAAGAGAGACGGGUUGCUCGCGACGAGAGAUCCAGAGAAUCAAGAUAUGUGAUCCAGACUACGGAGCGAACAUCCUUCGACGAUCAUCGUCAUCAUCAUCAUCAUCAUCGACAUCUCUAUCCUGGUGAUAAACUAAGAAGUGGUGGAACCAAUAUCAGAGAUGAAACUGUUUCUAACGAUAAUUGGGAAGGACAUCAUCGUGACGUGGAACACGGUCGAGACCGUAGUUAUCAAACAGUGGAAUGGGAGGAGAGAGAAUGGCGCACUAGAACGACGGCUCUAUGGGAAGGCAGAGACAGUUUACCUCGUUCGGAGAUACACGACGAUGAGUGGAAUUCUCGAUACGACAAUUCUAUGAAUGACUGGAAGUCCAACGAUACUCGAAAAUGGGAUAAUCAGAACGUGCAUGUUCGAUCGCAUUACAGGAAUGAGCGCUCAAAAGACUUGGAGCAUGGAGAAUCUACACAACAUAAGCGGUCGUAUAAUGCGCCGGAAGCAAGAGAAGAGCCAGCGGUACAUCCUUCUGCUAAACAAGCUGCUAUUUACGGCAGCAUGAAAGAAGAACCUAUCAACAAGAAAUUGAUGGAACUCGCUGAAGGUAGAUUGUGCACAACUACUACUAGAGAAAAGUCUACGGAUAGUUUCCAAAAGAAGAAUUUGCAAAAGGAUAAACCCGAAAUUAAGGAACCCAUCGCGGUGGAACCAAAGCGUCCUAUUGCUGACGAGUCCUUGCAAACUCUUCAUACUGAGAGUGACUUGAGUGACAUUAGCGACGACCCUGAUGAUAUAUUGAAUAUGGAAGAAGAAACCACGGAUAUGGAAACUAAUAAAACGCGAGCAAAUAAAAAAACACCGGAUGUUACACAUCGCGAUACACAAUCAAUUGUACAAGAGCCGGCUCAAUUAUCUCCAAAAGAAUCUACCGAAGAAACUAUUUUCAGUUCAAAAUCUAAGGAUAAUGCUGAUGCAGUAUCAUUGAAGAAUAUGGAAGAUGGAGACAACAUGGAGACUAUGGAUUUUGAAGAAAUUUCUGAUGGCGAGCUAGAAGAGGACAUUAAAACAAGCGGCAAAGGAUUAGGUGAUGCCUUAGGAGUCGAUUGGGAAUCUCUCGUGAAAGAAACGCAAGCGAAAAGAAUUGUUUCAUCUAACCAAGACUCUGCGGAAAAUCGAUGGUUGUGUAAAGCUAUCUUCUAUAGAAUCGGUAUAUCUAAGAAAUAUGCAGGUGAAGAUUUCGUGAAAAAGCUGAUAAAAAAGUAUGAGAAGAACGAUAAUAAAGAGUUUUUGCUGAGUGAUAUUGCAUUAAUGCAUACAGCAUGUGCACGAAAUCAGUUGCUUCAAGAUUUGGGUAAUGGCGCGAUGCAUGCUGUAGAUGAUACUUUAUAUAGAAACAAUAAUGCGAGUUGCGACGAAGAUGUAGACUAUGAUUUGGAAACAUUGAAGCCAAGUGCUGCCUUGUACGAAGAAGCAAAAUGUUUAUUACAGCAAGUAAUAUGAAAAAAUAAUGAAAUUUGUACAUAAGAUUAUGAAUAGUCACUGUUUUCUUUGUAUUACUAUAUAAAGUACAUUAUAAAUACAGAAUCUGGGAUAUGGUAUACAAGCAGCAGAUUCUACAAUAAUUUAUAUUAUUUUAUUAAAUGAAAUGUACAUUAUGCAUAAUAGUCACUAUCGAGACAAAUUUAAAGGUAUAAGAUCGUUGAAAAAUAUUCAAGAAACAAAUAUAUUAUUAACUCUCCAAUUUUCAAAAUACUUUUGAAAAAUGAAGCUUGUAUAUUUAAAAACUUUUAUAUUUUAUUUUACUAUGAAGUAUCACCCUUUGCCAAUCGCGUUAUUUUGUUUCACACAACGCGCGCGCGCGCGCGUGUGUGUGUAUGUGUGUUUAUAUCCUGUUUUCUUAAUAUAGUACACAUAACAGAUUUUAUCACGAGUUGUACAUACAUAUAAUUGACAUAUAGCUUAUUGCUAUUUAAAUAUAAUUUUUCUUUAAACUUUUAUUUUGAUAAAGACUGUCAUUAAAUCUUCGCAUAUUUUGAAUAUUAUAUUAAAUAUAUCUAUUACAAAUUUUGUAUUAUAUACAAUAUAAAGUUCGUAUGAAUCAAAGCACAAAACUAAGUAAUUAUGAAAAUUAUAAUGUAGACGCUUUCUUUGUUGUCGUGUUUUUGAUAUAUUUAUGUAUUCCUUCAUCCAUAAAAAUAUCGAAUAAAAUAAUAUAAACGG
Monomorium pharaonis (pharaoh ant) is the source of this 4915-nucleotide messenger RNA. RefSeq names its product zinc finger CCCH domain-containing protein 13. Gene Ontology annotation, cellular component: RNA N6-methyladenosine methyltransferase complex. Lineage: Eukaryota; Metazoa; Arthropoda; Insecta; Hymenoptera; Formicidae. Gene Ontology annotation, molecular function: metal ion binding. The transcript is spliced from 10 exons. The record is from RefSeq and is a predicted model, not a curated record. The coding region runs from base 35 to 4195 and encodes 1386 amino acids.